This is a messenger RNA of Ricinus communis (castor bean), 1560 nucleotides long. Its product is annotated as sulfite exporter TauE/SafE family protein 3. The transcript has 11 exons. Gene Ontology annotation, cellular component: membrane; Cul4A-RING E3 ubiquitin ligase complex. Gene Ontology annotation, biological process: protein ubiquitination. The coding region runs from base 301 to 1485 and encodes 394 amino acids. The record is from RefSeq and is a predicted model, not a curated record. NCBI's taxonomy places the organism in Eukaryota, Viridiplantae, Streptophyta, Magnoliopsida, Malpighiales, Euphorbiaceae.
CAACCACGACUUCUUGAUUGCUCCCUUAGCUUUCUCUGUCUCUUUCUCUUCAUUUCUUUUUUCUACAGAUUUUCUUGGUUUGGAUUGAUGGCUGUAUUCGGAGCCAAAUUCUUGGUUUUGAAAUGCACAGUGAUAGUUCUCUUCUUCAGCUUCCUGUUUCUAUUAGUUUCUGCUGAAAGAUUAAGCAUCAAACAUGAACAAGUGCCAAGACUGAGUGGAGAAAAAUAAAAGGAAAAACAAGAGGCUGAAAGUUCCUUGUGGCAGUCAGAUGGAUCUGGCUAUCAACAUGUUUGGCCAGGAAUGGAACUUGGCUGGCAAGUGGUUGUUGGUAGCAUAAUCGGAUUCUUUGGAGCAGCUUUUGGGAGUGUAGGAGGUGUUGGUGGUGGAGGCAUAUUUGUUCCUAUGCUGACAUUAAUAAUUGGGUUUGAUCCAAAAUCUGCAACAGCUAUAUCCAAGUGUAUGAUAAUGGGUGCAGCAAUGUCUACUGUGUAUUAUAACCUGAAAUUGAGGCACCCUACACUUGAUCUACCUAUAGUAGAUUAUGACUUAGUGUUGCUUAUUCAACCUGCGGUCUUGCUUGGAAUCAGUACAGGAGUAACUCUUAAUGUCUUUUUUCCUGACUGGGCUGUCACUGUUCUUCUGAUUAUUCUCCUUAUUGGAACAUCUGUUAAGGCAUAUUUCAAGGGUGUUGAUACAUGGAAUAAGGAAACCACAUUGAAGGAGGAGGCUGCCAAGCAGUACAAGCUGCUUCCAGGUGGUCCAAGCAAUGUCAAUCCUCGUCAAAAACACACCAGAGAAAGAGAGGUUCCUGUUCUUGAGAACAUACACUGGAAGGAAUUUGCACUCCUUGUUUUUGAUUGGGUUGCAUACCUUGCAUUGCAGAUCGCAAAGAACUACACAGCCACUUGCUCAACAGCGUACUGGGUGCUGAAUUUGCUGCAAGUCCCUGUAUCUGUUGGAGUAUUUCUAUAUGCAGCAGUUGGACUAUACAGAGGAAGAAGGAGAAUUGCAUCAAAGGGAGAUGAAGGCAUGAAUUUGAAAGCGUAUCAGCUGCUUGCUUUCUGCGCCUAUGGUGUGAUGGCUGGAAUAGUUGGUGGGUUGCUUGGACUAGGUGGAGGAUUUAUUAUGGGUCCACUCUUUUUGGAGCUGGGAAUUCCUCCUCAGGUCACAAGUGCUACGGCUACUUUUGGCAUGGCCUUCUCCUCGUCCAUGUCUGUUGCAGAAUAUUACCUUCUGAGUCGUUUUCCUGUUCCCUAUGCUCUCUACUUCAUAGCGGUGGCCACCAUAGCUGCAUUUGCAGGGCAGCAUAUCAUAACUAAGCUGAUUGCUAUAACCGGAAGGGCAUCCCUCAUCAUCUUUGUUUUAGCAUUCACAAUCUUUGUUAGUGCUCUAACGCUAGGUGGAGUUGGCAUAAGCAACAUAAUUGGGAAGAUUGAGAAAGGUGAAUCCAUGGAAUUUCAGAACCUGUGCAAUUAUGUAACAUAGUAGAUGUGACCCAUGUUGUACUAUUAUUAUUGUUAGUUGGAAGGUAUACUUUUUAUAUAUCUUAUAUCUUUGUUU